AUGUUGCGCCCCUGGCUCCGACACCUGCAGCGCCCGCUGGCGGCUUUUCCGAAGCGAUGGAUCGGUGUACAGACGCCGCUCUGGAGGGAACGACAACAGGCCAUCGCACGCUCCAAGGCGUUGCAACCGCCGCCGCCGUUUUUGGGAGGAGACCCCGGAUCUGUGGCUUCGUCCUCGAGUGCCACAGAACUGCUGCAGAGUGCGUACAACGCCGCGGAAGAAGACCAAGAGUUCGAGUGUUCAUGUUUUGUUUGGACUCUGAAGUCUCGCCCGCGAUCGGCAGAAAUUCGAAAGGCCAUUGAUUCCUCAGUGGAUGAGUCUGGACGAUCUCUUUUGCAGGUCCUGUCUGGAAAAGGAUUGGUGAGGCCCAUGACAUAUCUCCUGGACAUGCAAGCCAACGUGGCACGCAGAGAUUCCAGUGGCUUCACCGCCUUGCACGCCACGGCCCAAAACGACCAGAGCGAAGCUGCCCUGCUGUUACUGUCCCGAGGACGGGCACCGACCAAUGUGCGGAAUGCCAUGGGUGACACCCCACUUCAUUUGGCCAUCGACAAAAACAGCCGUGCGAUGGUGAAGAUGCUCAUGCGUUUCGGCGCGGAUCCCAGCUGCCUGGACACGCGGCCUUGGAGCGAUGCCGAAGCGCAGAAGUUGGUGGACUGGAGCAAGAAAUAUUCCGAGAGGGCGAAACAGCUGAUCGGCAAGAUCAACACGGUGCGCUACUUCAAGGCCUUGGGCUCGGAGCUGCCGUCGCACCUGGUGGCGCCCAAACUGGUCCUGACACCGGUUGGCUACUGCCCAGAGGAGGAUGGCAAGGUGGUACAGCUCCCCCGCGGCAUCCGCUACGCCAAGAAGAGGAAGGGACCAUCGGCGCCCAGUGGCAAAGUCAACUGGUACGCCAUUCGGGGCUAA
Molecule: messenger RNA, 909 nt
Organism: Cladocopium goreaui
Lineage: Eukaryota; Dinophyceae; Suessiales; Symbiodiniaceae
Source: the annotation of a GenBank genome assembly